Hyphopichia burtonii NRRL Y-1933 is the source of this 1379-nucleotide messenger RNA. It is a transcript of the gene HUT1, whose product is annotated as Hut1p. Gene Ontology annotation, cellular component: Golgi membrane; endoplasmic reticulum membrane. The record is from RefSeq and is a predicted model, not a curated record. NCBI's taxonomy places the organism in Eukaryota, Fungi, Ascomycota, Pichiomycetes, Serinales, Debaryomycetaceae. The transcript has a single exon. Gene Ontology annotation, molecular function: UDP-glucose transmembrane transporter activity; UDP-galactose transmembrane transporter activity. Bases 173 to 1336 code for a protein of 387 amino acids. Gene Ontology annotation, biological process: UDP-galactose transmembrane transport.
AACUACUCAAAGCUUUUGAUAUAGACGAAGCAGUUGACUGUGAUCCCAGCGAUAUCAUAACCUUUAACAUUGUUCCUAUUCGCAGGCGAGUCAGCGUGCUUUUAACUCAUUUGUUCAAUUUUUGCAUUCACAUAUAUAAACUGGAAAAUAACUUGCCAAAUAAUCAAUAAGAAUGUCACAAGAUGAUAAGAAAGGAAGCUUGAAAACAACCGCUCCUGGCCCGGUCAACGAAAAGGCAUCUGAGACCAAAAUGAUGAUUGAUAAACCAACUGAAAAGGGUUCCUUGUUGACUCUUAUAGUGUGUAUAAUGGGAUUAUAUGGAUCAUUUUUAUCGUGGUCGGUAUUGCAAGAACGAAUCAACACCAAGCCAUAUGGAUUUGACUUAGUUACCCAGGAACCAAUAUUUUUCAAGGCGCCUCUUGUUAUUAAUACAGCACAAGCAUUAUUUGCAGCCUUUGUUGGGUUUAUAUAUUCGUUGAUUUCAGAUAGAUCAGUGCCCUUUAGCAUUUUCACAUCCAAUAAAAGAUCUAUUUCAUGGCAAUAUAUGAAAUCAUUCUUUUUGAUCUCACUCACGUCCAGUUUGUCUUCGCCAAUAGGAUAUCAAUCCUUGAAACACGUCGAUUACUUGGCCUUUCUAUUAGCAAAGUCAUGUAAAUUGAUUCCGGUGAUGUUGAUCCAUACAUUAUUUUAUCGUACGAAAUUCCCAUUAUACAAAUAUUUGGUGGCUGGCUCAGUAACAUUAGGAGUUGCGGUUUUCACAUUAGCAAAUCUUAAUAGUAAAAAAUCCAAAGGCUCAGUUAACGAUGGCCGCGUUCUUUUGGGUGUUUGUCAAUUAGUUGGAUCAAUGGUUUUGGACGGGUUAACCAAUUCAACCCAAGAUCACUUGUUCAAAUUUCAAAAUCAAGUCAUUGCUCAAAAUAAUUCCAUGAAAAAAGUAGUGAAAGUAACCGGUGCCAACUUAAUGUGCAUCCUCAACUCAUUUGUCUUUGUCUACACCUUGUUCUACACCGUUAUUUUCAAGUUUGAUGCCGAAAUCAUGUACUCUUUGAAUUUCAUCAGCGAAUACCCACAAGCUUUAAUUAACGUGCUUGCGUUUGCUGCUUUAGGUUCCAUUGGUCAAGUCUUUGUCUUCAUCAUCCUAGAAAAAUUCGAUUCUUUAAUCUUGGUCACUGCUACAGUCACCCGUAAAAUGAUUAGUAUGAUCUUGAGUGUUGUAUUAUUCGGCCAUUACUUGAAGUUGUCCCAAUGGUGCGGUGUUGGUCUUGUCUUUGGUGGAAUUGGAUACGAAGCCUGGAUCAAACUAAACAGUAAACCAAACAAGACCAAAAAAGAGUAGUUUUAUAGAUUUUAUAGCAUCUUGUAAAUAUAUGUAAAAAUAC